AUCGCUAGAGGGCGGGACCUCUGUGUUAAAGCGUCUUCACUCUGGCAGGAGAUUCAAACCCCACCUGCCGUCCUGUUUUUGCUGCCAGCGUUUAUAUCGAUCACUUCUAAGCGGCACUUCUUGUACUCGCGUUUUCGGCUCACGGGGAAGGUGGACUGUGCACUUUGCUGACACUUUGGCGGGACUGGCCCCGACAGCAGGAGCAGGACAGGUGAAUCAGAGACUGGGAGGUGAUCGGAGAUGGAGUGGAGGGAGCAGUCAACGCUCAGCUGUGAGGUGGCCUUUGCUGAGGCUCAGCGCUGGGUGGAGGAAGUGACCAGGAAAAGGUUUGGGAGUAGUAACUUCCGAUCUGCUCUGGAGAAUGGAGUCUUAUUAUGCGAUCUGAUUAACAAGCUCAAGCCAGGGAUCAUCAAAAGAGUGAACAGGCUUUCUACACCCAUUGCAGGCUUGGACAAUGUGAAUGUGUUCCUGAAGGCCUGUGGGAAACUUGGGCUGAAUGACUCUCAGCUCUUUCAUCCAGGAGAUCUGCAGGAUGUCUCCACUCGUGUCACAGUCAGGCGUGAAGAGACAACCAGGAGACUGAAAAAUGUUCUUAUAACUAUAUAUUGGUUGGGUAGGAAGGCCCAAGCAGAUCCCUCCUAUAGUGGACCACAGCUCAACUUCAAAGCUUUUGAAGCCCUGCUGGGUGUUGCCUUGUCCAAGACACUAGAGGAGUCUUCUUGCCCCAAGCCUAGUGUAAGGGACAGUGGAUACGGAGAGAACUGGGACCCUGACAAGGAGGACCUUUUUAGCACACAGCAGCCAAGCUACAGGAGGGAGGAUUCAGUGGAGAGCCUUGACUCUGUGGAGUCACGAACGCUGAGCGUAGCAUCAGACUGUACACUCAUAGCAGGCAGUGAAGGAUUUGGAAGUGACGCAGAGGCAGAGCACUGCUUCAGGAUGUCUGAGCGCAGCAAGAGUGAAACCCACUCUGCACCCAGUAGAGAGAGAGCAAAUAUCCCCAUCGCUGUGAGGAGGAAACGAGGCGACCAGUGCCAAGACAGUGGAAGAAAUCAUGCUAGCCAGCUCCCCAGCGAAAGUGGAAGGGGCUUUAAUGAACCCAGUCUUGAACUCCCUCCUGCUUCUGCCUUUCACCAAUGGGCACAUUCUUACCAGAGUGACUCUGAUUCUGACUCUGACCGACCAGAACCUGACAUCGUGCAGGACGACCUUGCAAGUCGGCGUUUUCGCUCAACGACCUGCGUCGCUCCCGUGAACUUUGCUCUUCCUCUGAACCCAAGGACUCCCAGGCUGUUUCCCACAGUGACCCCGAGUACUCAGAGGUCAUGGGUCACCGUCUCUGAUGCCUCACGGCUUGCUACAGUGCCUCACAAAAGGUCACACCAGAGUUCUCUCCAGGACGGCAAAACAUCAUUUCCACCUUAUAGAGUAAGUGGACGAGAUGAGAAGGCCAUGCUGGAGAAUGAGUUUUUGCUGCGAGCAAUGGCCGAAGAUUCUGGUGAAUCAGAUGAGGGCCAAGGCUAUGCCGACCCGGUUCAGGAUGACCUCUAUGCUCGUAGAGUGCUUCAGGCCACCCAUCAGACCUCAGUCAACAUAGACUCUGACAAAUUCCUGCCCAAGUUCUGGACACCUGAGGAAGAUGCUCAUGUGGGACAGAUUAGACUCGGCUCCCAGCGCAGACCCUGGUAUAGGAAGAUGCAGGGCUUCAGGAGCAAGUCCAUGAGUGACAUUGCCUUAGAGCCUAUACCCCAGGAGUCUGAAAGCAGCAUGCCUUUUGACCCAAGAUGCCAGGGUAAAGCUGGAGAGGUGACGCUGGAGCACUCAACCAUAGAUCAGGUGCGGCCGAAGCACAUGCAACACAUUAAGACCAGAGUGAAGGACAGCGAGGCCAAGUGGCAAGAUGACCUGGACAAGUGGAAGAGCCGCAGACUGAGUGCAAACUCUGACUUGUGGAAGAAGAAAGAGGAGAGAGAGCAACUUGAGAUCUCCUCUAGCAGGGGAGGGGCUGAUGGUUUGAGGACUGCUGUGCUCAGAGGGGUGCAAGAGGAGAGUGAUCACAACAGUGUCAUGGUGUUUGCCACAUGCCAGCAGCAUCAAGCUAUACCUCAGGAGCCCUCCUCUGCCCAACAGCCCUCCAGCAGAGCUCUUCCUUCUUCCCAGCCUUCAGCCCUGAGGGAAGACCCCCGACUCGGUUCACUGGCUUCUGACGAAGCCUUUCCACCUUCUGAAGCCUCUCCUCUAACCACAAGUUGCAGCAUGCCUGGGCCCAGGAGUUCAGCUGGGACUGGUGCUAUUGGCACAAUGCUAGUGGACCCACUUUCUACACCUGUGACACCUCCUACAAAUGGAGCUUAUUCUCUUACCAAUGAUGCGAUUGGAGGGCACUCACUGGUGACUGACCAGACCCAAUUGACUACAUCUGUCUUUUUCAGCCCACCAGAUUCCACUAACCCUGAGGAACCCUCAUCACUCACUUUGGGGUCAUCUGGCACUGAGCUCAGCCAGCAGGGUUCAGAACCUGUCCAACGUGCUAAAUCCGUGGAAGGUGUGAUUUCUGGGGGAACGCGGAUGUCCGCAACCCUGCCUAGGGGCUUUCGGAAGUCGGAGGGAGGCUCUCGACUUUCCAUGGGAGUCACACCAAGACCUUUUGGGGUCAAGGCCUCCAGGGUGUCAUCUCUGCCCAGGAUCUAUUCUAUGGAUGAGUCCCAUAAUAACCUCAUCAAAGGUCAACGGGAGCGACCUCAGCUCCCUGCAUCUUUUACCUGCCAAGACAAGGUCACAACCCCAGCUAAUGAGGGGACGGCUUGCUCUAAUACCCAAAACGACAGCCACAGGAAGAAGAAAAAGGAAGAUGAAGACAUGGAUGAGAAGAAUCACUCGGCUCCUAAAGUGCACUCCUUCAUGUCUGCUAGCAUAGUGGCCUCCUCUCUAAAACAGAGGGCCACAUCUGAGAGCGAAGAGGCAAAGGUGGGUCACACUGAUAUGCGAGUCAGUCUAAAUCAGAAGCCUAACAGUGGUAGGGACUUUGGCUUUCAGGCUUAUUGGGAUUCCACUGGUGCUCGCAUCAAAUCUGUCCAACCAGGCAGCCCAGCUCAGCUGUGCCACCUGCAGGCGGGCGAUGAGAUCGUGGCUGUGGGAGGGCAGCGUGUGGCAGAGAUGAGCUAUGAGCAGUGGAAGGCUAGCAUGGGUGCUGCACUGAAAGAGGGCAGCCUGCUGAUGGAGAUUCGGCGCCACGGGCAGAACGACUGGAGCAACGACCACCUAUCCCUACAAUUUAAAAGCCAUAAGACCAUCAAUCUUACCAGUAUGGCUUCAACACUUAUAGGUCAUCCUGAGCACUGCGUCAAGGUCAGCAGCUGCUCCAGCUUGCCUGCAGAGAAGGUUAAUGGAGCGAAGGUUAACGGCCAUACUGUUACUGGUUUCCCAGCAAAAGCUGUAAAUAAAAACAUCCGUGACAUUCCGGCUGUAACCAAAAACAAAGGAGGCUCAGACUCUGCCAUUUCAGAUCUGCAGGUUCCUUCCAUCAGUGCAGUGUCCUCGCGCUGGUCAUGGGACACAGAGGAGGAGAGGAGGAGACAGGAAAAAUGGCAAAUGGAGCAAGAGCGCCUCCUGCAGGAGAAGUACCAGCGUGAUCAGGAAAGACUGGAGGCAGAAUGGAGGAGGGCGCAGCUGGAAGCAGCAGGAGAGGAGUGCAGCGGCCCUGAGCAACAGAGACCCUCUUCUUUGUCAAAUGGAAACACUACACCUUACACCCCACCCCCCUUCCUCUACCAGUCAACUUCCUCCACUUCUUUGAGUCAGCAGGCUGCAGAGGUCAGACCAGUGCAGAGCAGACAGAUGACUAUGCAAAUAGAAACAAGCCAUCAGACCAAGGAGGAGUGUGAUUCAUCUGCAAAGACUAGUCAAUGGCCUAGUGAGUCGUAUGGAUUUACCAGGCUUACAGCCUUGGACAGGAAAAAGUCCAAAUCUACACCUGCACUUGACAGCAAUCACAAGCAAGACUCCAGAGUGAGUGUUAAGAAGAGAGGGCGGCUGUCUCAGGCAGAAAAGGAGCGUCAGCAGAUCCUGGAGGAGAUGAGGAAGAAAACUCCGCUCCACACUGACAGCAGCUGGAUCCGCCAGCGCAGUACCUGCCCCAUCUACAAAGAGCCCAUCAACGUGGCACCAAUGAGAAGAUAUGACUCUCUGGACAACCUCCACAGCAGCAGCUCUUUGUCUAAGCAGUUCUCCACCAUGUCUAACCCAACUCGGCCUCACUCUGCCCUGGGCAACAUCACACCUUACCGAGGUUACUCGGGACGCUGCAGCCUGGGCCCUGGGGCUGCCAUUUUCUCCAGCUCUUCAAAACGGAGCUCCUGUUCUCGGCCAUCUUCCACCUCUUCCAUGCCACCAGUCACAUCUGGUGCUGAUGAUAUACACCUCAAUUCCCAGCAGCAUGGCAGGCUGGUGAGUGGCAGGCGAAUUUGCUCGCGCUGCGAUCACCCCCUGGGUAAGGGAGCAGCCAUGGUCAUCGACUCUCUGGACCUGUGCUUUCACAUUGGGUGCUUUAAGUGCAUCAGCUGCAGGAGUGACCUCAGCAGAGGCGCCGAGUCCAGAGCUCAGGUGCGAGUCCGACACAGACAGCUCUUCUGUGACGCCUGCUACAGCAGACUCCGUGUCCGCCCCGGCAUCCCCAAGUGAUCACAGCACAUUCCUGGAGAUCAUAGAGAAGGCUUCCCCUGAAGACGGCUCUGAAGUGGAGGCUGUAAGCUCAGCCUAAUACUAACCCUAACAUCAGCUAACUACUUGUUACCCAUUUACAUUAGUCAUGGAAUAAACAUUAAUAUUCAUG
Molecule: messenger RNA, 4831 nt
Organism: Pygocentrus nattereri (red-bellied piranha)
Lineage: Eukaryota; Metazoa; Chordata; Actinopteri; Characiformes; Serrasalmidae
Gene: lmo7b
Product: LIM domain 7b
Exons: 30
Coding region: 241-4680 (1479 amino acids)
Biological process (GO): regulation of signaling; regulation of cell adhesion
Molecular function (GO): protein binding
Source: RefSeq, a predicted model, not a curated record